UUGAUUCUUCAGAUGGCCGCCAGGAGCGGGUCAUGUUUGACAAAAUUACAUCUCGAAUUCAGAAGCUUUGUUAUGGACUCAAUAUGGACUUUGUUGAUCCUGCGCAGAUCACCAUGAAGGUAAUACAAGGCUUAUACAGUGGGGUCACCACAGUGGAACUAGAUACUUUGGCUGCUGAAACAGCUGCGACCUUGACUACCAAGCAUCCUGACUAUGCCAUCUUGGCAGCAAGGAUUGCAGUCUCUAAUUUGCACAAAGAAACAAAGAAAGUGUUCAGUGAUGUGAUGGAGGACCUUUCUAAUUACAUAAAUCCACACAAUGGCAAACAUUCUCCUAUGGUGGCCAAGUCAACCCUGGAUAUUGUUUUGGCCAAUAAAGAUCGCCUGAAUUCUGCUAUUAUCUAUGACCGAGAUUUCUCUUAUAAUUACUUUGGCUUUAAGACACUGGAGCGUUCCUAUUUGUUGAAGAUCAAUGGAAAAGUGGCUGAAAGACCACAACACAUGUUGAUGAGGGUAUCUGUGGGGAUUCACAAAGAAGACAUUGAGGCUGCCAUUGAAACAUAUAACCUUCUUUCUGAGAAGUGGUUUACUCACGCGUCUCCUACUCUCUUCAAUGCUGGUACCAACCGCCCACAACUUUCGAGCUGUUUCCUUCUGAGUAUGAAAGAUGAUAGCAUUGAAGGCAUUUAUGAUACUCUAAAGCAAUGUGCAUUGAUUUCUAAGUCUGCUGGGGGAAUUGGUGUUGCUGUGAGUUGUAUUCGGGCUACUGGCAGCUACAUUGCUGGGACUAAUGGCAAUUCUAAUGGCCUUGUACCCAUGCUAAGAGUGUAUAACAACACAGCUCGAUAUGUGGAUCAAGGUGGAAACAAGCGUCCUGGAGCAUUUGCUAUUUACCUGGAGCCUUGGCACUUAGACAUCUUUGAGUUCCUUGAUUUAAAGAAGAACACAGGAAAGGAGGAACAGCGUGCAAGGGAUCUUUUCUUUGCCCUUUGGAUUCCAGAUCUUUUCAUGAAACGUGUAGAGACUAAUCAGGACUGGUCUUUGAUGUGUCCAAAUGAGUGUCCUGGUCUGGAUGAGGUUUGGGGAGAGGAAUUUGAGAAGUUAUAUGAAAGUUAUGAGAAACAGGGCCGGGUCCGCAAAGUUGUAAAAGCUCAGCAGCUUUGGUAUGCCAUCAUUGAGUCUCAGACAGAGACGGGUACCCCAUACAUGCUCUACAAAGAUUCCUGCAAUCGGAAGAGCAACCAGCAAAACCUGGGAACAAUCAAAUGCAGCAACCUAUGCACAGAAAUAGUAGAGUAUACCAGCAAAGAUGAGGUUGCAGUUUGUAACUUGGCUUCCUUGGCCCUGAAUAUGUAUGUCACAUCAGAACACACUUAUGACUUUAAGAAACUGGCUGAAGUCACUAAAGUCAUUGUUCGAAAUUUGAAUAAAAUUAUUGAUAUAAACUACUACCCUGUUCCAGAGGCAUAUUUAUCAAAUAAACGCCAUCGCCCCAUUGGAAUUGGAGUACAAGGUCUAGCAGAUGCUUUUAUCCUGAUGAGGUAUCCUUUUGAGAGUGCAGAGGCCCAGUUAUUGAAUAAGCAAAUCUUUGAAACUAUUUAUUAUGGAGCCUUGGAAGCCAGCUGUGACCUAGCCAAGGAACUUGGCCCAUAUGAGACCUAUGAGGGCUCUCCAGUAAGCAAAGGAGUAAGUAUAUGGAUGAAAUUUCUUUUUGCCUAUGUACCUAUAAUGGGCUGA
Molecule: messenger RNA, 1736 nt
Organism: Castor canadensis (American beaver)
Lineage: Eukaryota; Metazoa; Chordata; Mammalia; Rodentia; Castoridae
Gene: Rrm1
Product: ribonucleotide reductase catalytic subunit M1
Biological process (GO): deoxyribonucleotide biosynthetic process
Cellular component (GO): ribonucleoside-diphosphate reductase complex
Molecular function (GO): ribonucleoside-diphosphate reductase activity, thioredoxin disulfide as acceptor; ATP binding
Source: RefSeq, a predicted model, not a curated record